GCUUCGGACGGUGCCGGCGAAGCGACAAGAGUCAUGGACGAGGAGAUCGUGUCCGAGAAGCAAGCGGAGGAGAGCCACCGGCAGGACAGCGCCAAUCUGCUCAUCUUCAUCCUGCUGCUCACCCUCACCAUUCUCACGAUCUGGCUCUUCAAGCACCGCCGGGCCCGCUUCCUGCAUGAGACCGGCCUGGCUAUGAUUUAUGGUCUCUUGGUGGGCCUUGUGCUUCGGUACGGCAUUCAUGUUCCAAGUGAUGUGAAUAAUGUGACCCUGAGCUGUGAAGUGCAGUCCAGCCCAACUACCUUGUUGGUAAACGUUAGUGGGAAAUUUUAUGAGUAUACACUGAAAGGAGAGAUCAGCUCACAUGAACUCAAUAAUGUCCAAGAUAAUGAAAUGCUUAGGAAGGUUACUUUUGAUCCAGAAGUAUUUUUCAACAUAUUACUUCCUCCUAUCAUAUUUUAUGCAGGUUAUAGUCUGAAAAGGAGACAUUUCUUCCGGAACCUUGGGUCUAUCCUAGCAUAUGCUUUUCUUGGAACAGCAAUUUCUUGUUUUGUUAUUGGGUCAAUAAUGUAUGGCUGUGUCACACUGAUGAAAGUGACUGGGCAACUUGCAGGAGAUUUUUACUUUACAGAUUGCCUGCUAUUUGGUGCCAUCGUAUCAGCAACAGACCCAGUGACCGUUCUUGCCAUAUUCCACGAGCUUCAAGUUGAUGUUGAACUCUAUGCACUUCUUUUUGGAGAAAGUGUCCUCAAUGAUGCUGUUGCCAUAGUGCUGUCCUCCUCAAUAGUAGCUUAUCAACCAGCAGGAGACAACAGUCACACCUUUGAUGUCACAGCCAUGUUCAAGUCUAUUGGGAUCUUCCUUGGGAUCUUCAGUGGAUCUUUUGCAAUGGGCGCUGCUACUGGAGUGGUGACAGCUUUGGUGACAAAGUUCACCAAAUUGCGGGAGUUCCAGUUGCUGGAGACCGGCUUGUUUUUCCUGAUGUCCUGGAGCACCUUUCUUUUGGCUGAAGCAUGGGGCUUCACAGGUGUGGUUGCAGUAUUGUUUUGUGGCAUCACACAAGCGCAUUAUACAUACAAUAAUUUAUCCACAGAGUCUCAGCAUAGGACAAAACAGUUGUUUGAGCUUCUCAAUUUCUUGGCAGAGAAUUUCAUCUUCUCCUACAUGGGGCUCACACUCUUCACCUUCCAGAACCAUGUCUUUAACCCAACAUUUGUAUUAGGAGCAUUUAUUGCUAUAUUCUUGGGAAGAGCUGCCAAUAUUUACCCCUUGUCUCUCUUACUUAAUUUGGGUAGAAGAAGUAAGAUUGGAUCAAAUUUUCAACAUAUGAUGAUGUUUGCUGGUCUUCGUGGUGCAAUGGCAUUUGCCUUGGCCAUUCGAGAUACUGCCACUUAUGCACGACAAAUGAUGUUCAGCACCACACUUCUGAUUGUGUUUUUUACCGUGUGGGUGUUUGGUGGGGGCACCACUGCCAUGCUGUCGUGCUUGCAUAUAAGGGUUGGUGUUGAUUCAGACCAAGAACAUUUGGGUGUUCCUGAAAAUGAAAGGAGAACUACUAAAGCAGAGAGUGCUUGGCUCUUCCGGAUUUGGUACAACUUCGAUCAUAACUACCUGAAGCCUCUGCUGACGCACAGUGGGCCUCCCCUCACCAGCACGCUCCCAGCCUGCUGUGGGCCCAUUGCCAGGUGCCUAACCAGUCCCCAGGCUUACGAAAACCAGGAGCAAUUGAAAGAUGAUGACUCUGAUCUGAUUCUGAACGAUGGAGAUAUCAGUUUGACAUACGGGGAUUCUACUGUGAACACCGAAUCAGUACCAUCUGGUGCCCCAAGGAGAUUUAUGGGCAACAGCUCUGAAGACGCCUUGGAUCGGGAGCUUGCAUUUGGAGACCAUGAGCUGGUUAUUCGAGGGACACGCCUGGUUCUUCCUAUGGAUGAUUCUGAACCCGCAUUAAAUUCAUUAGAUGAUACGAGACACAGCCCAGCCUAAGCUUAUUAAUACUUAGUGAUUUGUAUAAUUUGCACAUGUGAUUGUGAAGAAAUUUCUACUACCUAAAAAGUCCUAGUGCAUGUCUCUGAAUGUGUAAGCUAUAUAAAUGCUAUUUAUAUGGCAUAGAAAGAAUAUAAAUAUCCUGUACAAGGCAGAUUGUGAGCAAACUAUUCUUUUAAGUUUUGAUGGCUGCACUAUGUAGGCUGGAUCUAUUUUAGAAAGUUACUUUCACAGUGAUGUGUGUUUUGUUAGCAUUAUGUCUCAGUUAAAGUAUAAAAAGUGACAGAUUUACUCUUUCUUAUAUUUACCUGACACUUAUCCAGAGUACCAAGUUCUUGUGAUGUGAAUUAAUUUGUGUGUGCGCGUGCAUGUGUAUGUGUGUGUAUAUGUGUGUGCGUGAUGGGGGAGGGAGAGGGGCGAGGGGGCGUUACUGCCUCGGGAACCCGGGGAGGAGAGGUUCCUUUGUUGGGAAACUUGUGUUGACUGCUGCUGCCUCUGUCGUGACCUUUUUCUUUCCCUUUUCUCUGGUGGCCCACUGUGGUGCAAAGAACUGGUGGCAUUUUGUUCUCACCCCGAUCAGAUUGGGGAGUGAAGUGCGGGGUCCUCCCCACCCCUUGCUCUGAAAGAACAGACUUACUGACUACCAUACAUUACUGUUCUGAGAGCAGGACGCACAUGACUUCCAAGACCUUAGCGCUUUGCUUCCAGGCCAAGACUGCAGGAGUCAACAUCCGGCUGGCUUUGCCAAAGUACAGGUGUAUAAAGUUCAGGGCACUUGAUUUACAUUUGGAGGAGCUGGGGCAGAUGGAGAGGGGGCAGAGGGCAAGAAAGGAGUAAAGAGGAUGGUGAUGUCGGAGGUCUCUCUUCCCAAAUAUGUAAAUAUA
Molecule: messenger RNA, 2867 nt
Organism: Fukomys damarensis (Damara mole-rat)
Lineage: Eukaryota; Metazoa; Chordata; Mammalia; Rodentia; Bathyergidae
Gene: Slc9a6
Product: solute carrier family 9 member A6
Exons: 16
Coding region: 34-1983 (649 amino acids)
Biological process (GO): proton transmembrane transport; sodium ion transport; regulation of pH
Cellular component (GO): recycling endosome; membrane
Molecular function (GO): sodium:proton antiporter activity
Source: RefSeq, a predicted model, not a curated record